AUGAAUCUACUGAUUGUAAGUUCGUGCCUUUUGGUUGCACUGAGUGGGGUCUCGGCGGGCGGAUUAGUGAAUGAAGAGGUGAAGAGGACGGUGGACUUGAGCACUCAUUUGGCUAAGAUCACGACGGAGAUCGUUUUGUCCAACCAGGGACACUCUGCAGUCCAGAGCUUCAUGCUGUCCGUGGAACCAGACCUGGCACCGCACCUGGCAUACAUAGGAGCCUCGGUAAAAGGAGAUGAGGAGGAUGAUGGCUCACUGGAAAUUCAGCAAAGUGACAUACAUGGCCACAGUGGGGAUUUCUACAAGGUCCACCUCUCAUCCAGCCUGGCUUCUGGAGCUCAGCUGAAAGUUAAAGUAGAGAUGACCUUCAGCCACGUUCUGAAGCCGUUCCCGACUCACAUCACACAGGCUGAACGUCAGUUGGUGGUUUUUCAGGGAAACCAUUAUCUGUACUCUCCUUAUCCGACACGCUCUCAGACUACUCGCGUCCGUCUUGCUUCCAAAACUGUGGAGAGCUACACAAAGCUGGGGAAUCCCAGCAAAAAUGAUGAGAUAAUAGAAUAUGGGCCAUUUCGCGAUGUUCCUCCCUACAGUGAGGACACAAUGAAGCUCCAUUAUGAGAACAACACACCCUUCCUCACCAUCAGCAGCCUGACACGCACCAUUGAAGUAUCUCAUUGGGGUAACAUUGCAGUGGAGGAGACCAUUGACUUGAGGCACACUGGAGCUGUUCUCAAAGGAGCGUUUUCUCGUUAUGACUAUCAGCGGCAAUCAGACAGUGGGAUCUCCUCUGUUAAAUCUUUCAAGACAAUCCUCCCAGCUUCAGCUCAAGAUGUGUACUACAGAGAUGAGAUUGGAAACAUCUCUACCUCCCAUCUCCAGGUGUUGGAUGACUCUGUCGAAGUGGAAGUUAGACCCCGCUUCCCUCUGUUUGGAGGAUGGAAAACCCACUAUGUCAUUGGUUACAAUCUUCCAAGUUAUGAAUACCUCUACACACUUGGUGAUCAGUAUGCACUUAAAAUGAGAUUGGUGGACCAUGUGUAUGAUGAUCAGGUCAUUGAUUCUAUGACCGUGAAAAUAAUUUUGCCAGAGGGUGCCAGAAAUAUACAUAUGGAUAUACCUUACAAGAUUGAUCGUCUCCCAAAUCAGCUUCACUACACUUACUUGGACACGUUUGGACGCCCAGUUUUGGUCGUCACCAAGGAUAACCUGGUGGAACAUCACAUUCAGGAUGUAGUGAUUCAUUAUAACUUCAAUAAGAUCCUGAUGCUGCAGGAACCACUGCUUGUAGUUGGGGCUUUUUACAUUCUUUUUUUCACGGUCAUCAUUUACGUGCGCCUCGACUUUGCCAUCACCAAGGAUCCUGCAGCAGAGGUGCGAAUGAAGGUAGCGUCCAUAACUGAGCAGGUGCUGACCCUGGUCAACAAACGCCUCGGCCUAUACCGGCACAUGGAUGAGGUGGUGAACCGCUACAAACAGUCUCGAGACACUGGUGCGCUCAACAGCGGGCGGAAAACCCUGGAAGCAGACCACCGCACCCUAACCAAUGACGUCAGCUCUCUGCAGGCUCGGCUCAAAGCAGAGGGCUCAGACUUGGCCGAGAAGGUCGGAGAGGUGCAGAAACUGGAUGGUCAGGUGAAGGAGCUGGUGUGUCGCUCAUGCCAGGAGGCUGAGAGACUGGUUGCUGGUAAAGUUAAGAAGGAAGCCUACAUUGAGAGUGAGAAAAACCUGAGCAGUAAGAGGCAGGAGCUAGUAGGUCGCAUUGACAGUCUGCUGGAUGCACUUUAA
Messenger RNA from Knipowitschia caucasica, 1788 nucleotides. Lineage: Eukaryota; Metazoa; Chordata; Actinopteri; Gobiiformes; Gobiidae. The record is from the annotation of a GenBank genome assembly.